Bufo bufo (common toad) is the source of this 1626-nucleotide messenger RNA. It is a transcript of the gene MKRN1, whose product is annotated as makorin ring finger protein 1. Gene Ontology annotation, biological process: protein polyubiquitination. Gene Ontology annotation, molecular function: metal ion binding; ubiquitin protein ligase activity. NCBI's taxonomy places the organism in Eukaryota, Metazoa, Chordata, Amphibia, Anura, Bufonidae. The transcript has 8 exons. The coding region runs from base 44 to 1399 and encodes 451 amino acids. The record is from RefSeq and is a predicted model, not a curated record.
CCGGAAGUUCCGGCGUCGUGAAGGAAGGGGGGGAUAAACAGGAAUGGCGGAGGCAGCUGCGGCGGCGCCUGUACCUCUUACAUCAGCCGCAGCACAGAAGAUCCCGCUGCCCGCGUUCCCGGACAAUCCCCCCGUGGGUGGCUGGACUCGUCAGGUGACCUGCCGAUAUUUUAUGCACGGCGUCUGCAAAGAAGGAAACAACUGCCGCUAUUCACACGAUCUGUCCACCAGCCGCUCUACUAUGAUCUGCAGAUACUAUCAGCGCGGGUGCUGUGUUUAUGGAGACCGCUGCAGGUAUGAACACACAAAACCACUAAAGCAAGAAAUGAUCGGAGAUGCCUCUGGGACGAGGAGCAGUCCACUUGAGUCCCUCCCGGAAACCAGCAGUGACAUUAACAGUAAGAAGGCAGCUAGCGAGGUGGCAGCUGGGGUCUCCCAAGCUGAAGACUGGGUCAAUGCCGUGGAGUUUGUGCCGGGGCAACUCUACUGCGGACGGGCUCCAUCCGGCCCAGACACUGACACUCAGGGAACUGCACCUCAAGAGGAGAACAAGGAGCAACCGGCCGACCCAGAGCUGAAGAAGCAGCUUUGUCCAUAUGCCACUGUAGGGGAGUGUCGUUAUGGAGAAAACUGUGUGUAUCUGCAUGGAGACCCGUGUGAUAUGUGUGGGCUACAGGUGCUUCAUCCAACAGACACUACUCAGAGGUCUCAACAUAUUAAGUCAUGCAUUGAGGCUCACGAGAAGGACAUGGAAUUGUCGUUUGCUGUCCAACGCAGUAAAGACAUUGUGUGUGGAAUCUGCAUGGAGGUCGUUUAUGAGAAAACAAACCCCAGCGAGCGUCGUUUUGGUAUCUUGUCCAACUGUAGUCACUCCUACUGCCUCAAGUGUAUCCGCAGGUGGAGAAGCGCCAAGCAGUUUGAGAGCAAGAUAAUAAAGUCAUGUCCAGAAUGCCGCAUCACCUCAAACUUCGUCAUUCCAAGUGAAUACUGGGUGGAGGAGAAAGAGGACAAACAUAAGCUGAUCCAGAAGUACAAAGAGGCCAUGAGCAACAAAUCUUGUCGGUAUUUCGAUGAAGGCCGUGGCACCUGUCCAUUUGGAGGAAACUGUUUCUACAAACAUGCAUACCCUGACGGUCGUAUAGAAGAACCACAGCCGCGACAAAAAGGGGGGAUGUCUAGCAGAUAUCGGGCCCAACGUAGGAACCGGUUUUGGGACUUCGAGGAGCGUGAGGGAAGUGACCCUUUCGACAAUGACGAUGAAGAAGUAAUGACCUUUGAACUGGGCGAAAUGCUUCUAAUGCUGUUGGCAGCAGGCGCCGAUGAUGACCUAACAGACUCAGAGGACGAGUGGGACUUGUUCCAUGAGGAUCUGGACGAUUUUUAUGACCUGGACCUAUAGCGCCAGUCGAAGGAGUUUGGACUGUCUGGGCAGCUUCAGACAGUAGCUAUUUCCUGUGGUGUUGUGGCAGUGCCUGUGUUUCUCCUAGGCAGGCCUAUCAAUUCCAGGUGCUGUUGUAAUAAUUUUUAUCCUUAUGUCUGUCUUCUCCCCAUCUUUUUCCUCCCCAGAGUGUUUCUUUCUCUGUUUCAAGUUAAAAAAAAGAAAUAAAGAAAAAAAAAUUAAAAAUA